Blastomyces dermatitidis ER-3 is the source of this 1410-nucleotide messenger RNA. Its product is annotated as flotillin. The record is from RefSeq and is a predicted model, not a curated record. The transcript has 7 exons. NCBI's taxonomy places the organism in Eukaryota, Fungi, Ascomycota, Eurotiomycetes, Onygenales, Ajellomycetaceae. Gene Ontology annotation, biological process: protein localization to plasma membrane. Gene Ontology annotation, cellular component: plasma membrane. The coding region runs from base 1 to 1410 and encodes 469 amino acids.
AUGUGGUACCACGUCUCAGAGCCGAACGAGUAUCUCGUUCUCACGGGAGGCGGCAUUAGUGAUGUGGUUAUUAAGAAAACGGCGUUUGUGAUGCCAUGGCACAAAUGCACCCGGAUUUCAAUUUCUCCAUUCGAUUUCUCCAUGAAUCUCCAGGCUAUGACAAUCGAAAAGCUUCAGUUUGCCCUCCCAGCCGUCUUCACAAUCGGCCCUGAUAAUAAUAUUGAGGCUCUCAAGAAGUAUGCUCUUCUCCUAUCAGGAGAAGCUGAUGGGGUAAAAGCCACCAAAACGGCCACCAGAGGGAACCAUGUUCAAGAUAUCGUCAAGGGCAUCAUCGAGGGCGAGACUCGCGUGAUUGUCUCUGGGAUGACAAUGGAGGAAAUUUUCAAAGAGCGACACGUCUUCAAGCAGCAUGUCAUUGAAAAUGUCCAAACGAGCUGGAUCAAUUUGGUCUCAGGAUAUACUCCUGGAAGUGAAUAUUUCACCUUGCUUAGCCGAAAAGCGCACGAAGGUGCACUGAAUCAAGCCAAAAUCGACGUCGCAGAGGCUCGAAUGAGAGGUGAAAUUGGUGAAGCCGAAAAACGAGGCAAAACAAAGCAAGAAAUAUCCAAAAUCGACGCAGAAACCGCAGUUCUAGAAACCAAACGUCGAAGCGAGAAGGCACAGGCAGAUGCUCAGCUUACAAAUCGGCAAACGGAGCUGGACAUGGGCAUCCGGCUUGCGAAGAUAUCCGCCCAACGUCAAGCGGAAAUGAAGGAUGCCGAAUUGCAGAAGCAGGUCGAAACCAAACGUGCAGAAACGGAAUUGGAACGACUCCGGGCACUCGAUGUUACUAAGAGCAAGAUCGCAAGGGAGGCGGCUGAACAAAACGCUGACGCAGACCUCUACACUAAAAUGAAAGACUCCGACGCUGUUAUGUAUAAACAGAAAAUGGACGCUGAUGCACACUACUACCGCACCUCCAAGCACGCAGAAGCCGCCUUUUUAGCGAAGACAAAAGAGGCCGAAGCUGCAUUUAUUGCGAAGAAAAGGGAAGCUGAAGGUAUUGCUGAGAUGGCAAAGGCUUACGGUGCUAUGGCGGAAGUAUUUGGCGGACCACAGGGCUUCUUGCAGUAUCUCAUGAUCCAGAACAACACCUAUGAAGCACUUGCCAGAGCGAAUGGAGAAGCUAUCAAGGGCCUUGAACCCAAGAUUACAGUCUGGAACACCGGUUCUUCUGGAGAUUCAUCUCAGGAUUCAACGGCUCCAAUCCGGAACCUCAUGCAAAGUCUUCCACCCCUUUUCUCAACUAUUCAUGAGCAAACUGGGAUCUCUCCCCCAACGUGGAUGGCACAGCUUCCACACCAGAAUCAACAAAACUCUACCGUACAUGCCGAUGAGAUUAAGGCUAAGCUUAGAGCUAACGCUUCAUAG